ACGGAACUCCAGGUGGGGCGUGGCCCUGACGCCACCUUCUCCUCUGUAUAAAUAUUUUCCUCGACCGUUUUUCGUUCCCUCCCUUUUAAAUCAACUCUAAUUUCUCCUCUCCCUCUCUUUUUCCCUCUCCCCCACGCUCGCUCACAGGAAAUUUCAUUUUUGAACAACCAUGUCGGGACCUGGAUCUGUUGCAAAUCCGAAUCCUAAUAAGUCUUUCGAGGUUGUUCAACCUCCGACGGAUUCUGUUACUAGCCUUAGUUUCAGUCCCAAGGGAAAUUACCUUGUUGCUACUUCUUGGGACAACCAGGUUAGAUGCUGGGAGAUCAUGAAGUCGGGGGCCACCCUCAGCAGUGUGCCGAAAGCAUCGACUAGUCAUGACCAGCCGGUUUUAUGCUCGACUUGGAAGGAUGAUGGAACGACUGUGUUUUCUGGGGGUUGCGAUAAGCAAGUUAAGAUGUGGCCACUGAUGUCUGGUGGUCAAGCCGUGACCGUAGCAAUGCACGAUGCACCCAUCAAAGAUGUUGCUUGGAUCCCACAGAUGAAUGUUUUGGUUACAGGAAGCUGGGAUAAGACCCUGAAGUACUGGGAUCUUCGACAACAGACUCCAGUGCAUACUCAACAACUUCCCGAUCGUUGCUAUGCACUAUCAGUUAAUCAUCCUCUAAUGGUCGUUGGCACCACUGAUCGAAAUUUGGUUGUGUUUAACUUGCAAAAUCCUCAGACAGAGUUUAAGAGAAUCACUUCGCCCCUGAAGUAUCAGACAAGAUGUGUUGCAGCAUUUCCUGAUCAGCAAGGUUUCUUGGUUGGCUCAAUAGAGGGGAGAGUGGCUGUUCAUCAUUUGGAUGAUUCACAACAAAGUAAAAACUUUACUUUCAAAUGCCAUAGAGAGGGCAAUGAGAUAUACUCAGUCAAUGCUUUAAACUUCCAUCCUGUACACCAUACUUUUGCAACAUCAGGCUCAGAUGGUGCUUUCAAUUUUUGGGACAAGGACAGUAAACAGAGGCUUAAGGCCAUGUCUAGGUGCAAUCAACCUAUACCUUGCAGCUCUUUUAACAAUGAUGGCUCAAUAUUUGCAUACUCGGUGUGUUAUGACUGGAGUAAGGGUGCAGAAAAUCAUAACCCUGCAGCAGCAAAAACAUACAUUUACCUUCAUGUUCCUCAGGAGUCAGAGGUGAAGGGGAAGCCACGAGUUGGAGCUGGCGGUCGAAAGUAAAUUUCCUCAUCUGUGGAGUUGCUGAUGGGAACCUUCAAGGCUACUGCUGGUUAUGGGAAUUUAGUUUGUCGCUAAUGAUCCAAUUUAUGUUCAUCUUCCAGUUUAACUAUGGCAAUGAGCGUAUGCUGGUUUUGUUGGUCUAACCCCCCCCCCCCCCUUUUUGUUUUUCGGCUGGGAUUAAAAUUGGUGGUGUUGAAGUUUCAUGGGUUCAUUGGUUUAUUACUUGUAUAAAGAACAUUCGUUCUUUUUUUCUCCUUUUGGUGGUAGAAAAUACUUGUUUUGGUUGUUCCUUGUUCUGCUGCAUUUGGUGCUACCUGCCAGCGUUAAAGGAUUUUGUUUCACAUAUACUAGUGGAUGGCUCUUGAAAAUUUCUGGGUUUCCAAUAA
Macadamia integrifolia is the source of this 1599-nucleotide messenger RNA. RefSeq names its product protein RAE1. Bases 170 to 1213 code for a protein of 347 amino acids. The transcript is spliced from 12 exons. Gene Ontology annotation, molecular function: RNA binding; ubiquitin binding. Gene Ontology annotation, cellular component: nuclear pore. The record is from RefSeq and is a predicted model, not a curated record. Gene Ontology annotation, biological process: RNA export from nucleus; transcription-dependent tethering of RNA polymerase II gene DNA at nuclear periphery. Lineage: Eukaryota; Viridiplantae; Streptophyta; Magnoliopsida; Proteales; Proteaceae.